CAGGCGGCAACGCUGAAGCAUCGCCUCGCCUUUCCCAAGACAAUCUACGCUCAGGACUACGUGUUUAGGCCAUCAAGGUGGUGAGCAUCCCUUGCAGAGUCGCUCUACAAAAAUCCAGGCUGGCUGCUUCUGCUUGGUGAGCCGCUGGAAGUGAAGCGCUGAGACCCACAUCUCACUGCCGUUGGAUCCAGGGAUUGUCUCUCUUCACUGGGCUGUGGGAGCAGACCUCACUCCCUCACCUCCAGCUUCUGUCUAACCUCCCACUGAAGACGACGACAACAAUGUGACCAAUAGACUGGGUCAGCACCUUGUGACCUGCUAUUAUGGAUUUGAGUAUCAGCAUACUUUGAAGCAACACUCAUCUAGUCACAAUGGUCCCACUUCUGUUUUUGGUGGCAACCACGACAACAUACAAUUACACCACCAAUGGCAACCAUACAAAAGAAGGCGUUUCAUCCACCAGCCCCCACAUCCUACCCACUGUGCUAGUCCUGUCCUUGCUGCUGAUCAUCUUUGCACUUCUAGCCUGGUACAUCCUCAGGAUAAAAAACCAGAGAAAAGCAGUCGUCACAACAGAUGACAAGAAGAUACCUAAUGGCAUCCUGGAAGAACAAGAGCAACAGACGGUGGUCCUUCUGCCCAGAUCCCCUUCAGCUUCUAAGACCUACUUCCCCAUCCCAGUGGACCACCUCGAGGAGGAGUACAGGCUCCGCUCGGCUGACGAUGGCAAGCUCUUUAGGGAGGAGUACAAUUCCCUGCCAGGGGGUAAUGCCCAAGGGACGUACGAGGAGGCCAACAAGGACGACAACAAGGAGAAGAACAGAUACCCUAACAUCCUUCCCUAUGAUCAUUCCAGAGUGGUGUUGACUCAGCUGGAUGGAAAUCCCUGUUCAGACUAUGUGAAUGCAUCUUACAUAGAUGGUUACACAGAAAAGAACAAAUUCAUAGCAGCACAAGGUCCCAAAGAAGACACUGUAGCAGAAUUCUGGAGGAUGAUAUGGGAGCAGAAAGUAGCGACUGUCGUCAUGCUGACAAAUUUGAAAGAAAGGAAAGAGGACAAGUGUCACCAGUACUGGCCAGAUCAGGGCUGUUGGACCUAUGGGAAUGUGAGGGUGGCAGUAGAAGACUUCACUGUCCUGGUGGACUACACCAUUCGCAAGUUCUGUAUACAAUACCAAGCCAGUGAUGCCACUAAGACUCCUCGGCUGGUUACCCAGCUACACUUCACCAGCUGGCCUGAUUUUGGAGUUCCUUUCUCUCCCAUCGGCAUGCUCAAGUUCCUCAAAAAGGUCAAGACGGUGAAUCCAACCUUUGCUGGGCCCAUUGUGGUCCACUGCAGCGCUGGUGUGGGGAGGACAGGAACCUUCAUCGUAAUAGAUGCCAUGAUAGACACGAUGCACACAGAGCAGAAAGUUGACGUGUUUGGAUUUGUCUCCAAGAUACGAGAACAGCGCUCACAGCUCAUUCAGACAGAUAUGCAGUACUCAUUCAUCUACCAGGCCCUGCUCGAAUACUACCUCUAUGGAGACACAGAGCUGGAUGUGUCGUCAUUGGAAGGACAUCUGCACAAACUGCACAACACCUUUACAAAUGGUGACCGGGUCGGCCUGGAGGAGGAGUUUAAGAAACUGACAAACAUGCGCAUAAUGAAAGAGAACAUGAGAAUGGGGAACCUUCCUGCCAACAUGAAGAAGAACAGAGUUCUGCAAAUUAUCCCAUAUGAUUUCAACAGAGUUAUUCUUUCCAUGAGAAGAGGUCAGGAAUUCACCGAUUACAUCAAUGCAUCUUUUAUAGAUGGCUACAGACAGAAAGACUACUUCAUUGCAACCCAGGGCCCACUGACACAUACUGUGGAGGAUUUCUGGAGAAUGGUGUGGGAGUGGAAAUGUCACUCCAUUGUCAUGCUCACUGAGCUCCAGGAGAGGGAGCAGGACAAAUGCUGCCAGUACUGGCCCACAGAGGAGUCAGCCACCUAUGGAGAUUACGCAGUAGAGUUGAAGGGAGACACUUUGUGUGACACCUUCAGUCUACGAGACUUGGUACUCACCUUUAUCCCGGAGAAACAGACGAGGGUGAUAAGGCACUUCCACUUCCACGGCUGGCCGGAGAUUGGCAUCCCGGCCGAGGGGAAAGGCAUGAUCGACAUCAUCGCCUCAGUGCAGAGACAGCAGCAGCAGUCUGGGAACCAUCCCAUCGUUGUACACUGCAGUGCUGGUGCAGGGCGAACAGGUACGUUCAUUGCACUGAGCAAUAUCUUGGAGCGAGUCAAGGCAGAGGGCCUGCUGGACGUGUUCCAAACUGUGAAGAGUUUACGCAUGCAGAGGCCUCAUAUGGUCCAAACUGUGGAACAGUAUGACUUCUGCUACAGGGUGGUACAAGACUUUGUCGACAUUUUCUCAGACUAUGCCAAUUUUAAAUGACGAGAUUUGCCUUAAACAUGAUUUUUAAUGUUGUUUUCUAAAGCUGGUUUGUCAGUUUUAUGUGUUUCUUUAACUUGGUCAAAUGAUCUAUUUUGCUAUGCACUUGUCCUACUAUUAACUAAAUUCCAUCCUCGCUGUAAUAUAAUGUAUCUCAGUGGAUUAAAAUUGUAAAUGGAAAAAAAGUUAGAUUAAUAAUGUAUAUUUCACAUCAUGUAUGAUAAUUAUUUUGUCAUGAAGUGUAGUUUCAAAGUUGGUCUUUUAUUUCAUUUUUGUUGUAUAAUAUUGUACUUUAAAUGUUUAUGUAAGUGUUAUUUUGGAUUGACCACAUAAUAUUUUUAAAGUUGUACUUAUUGUAAAUGUAUUUAUGUGUUAAUGACGACAUUCCAUUCUUGAGUUUGGAGAACAUGACGGGAAUGUUAAGAUUUUUUUUUUUUUUUUUAAAGAGUACAUUCUUUCAUUUAUUGAUGACUUCUAUCAGAGCUUAGAGGCGGUGUUGAACCAAAUUUUAAUUGUCCUCAAGCUACAUGUCCAUCAGGAAUGUGAUUCUCUCUACUCUGGAAGUAAUGUCAGAAAAAAAGAAUGCACCACUUCAGCCAUAAUGUAGAAAACAAAGUAAUGCAACAGAAGCUGAACUGACAACCCAAUAUGAAUUCAGGCAGAGGUUUCACACUUAGACACGUCAUAGAGUCGUGAAAGACCAUUAAACUGGUUUGUACCUCAAAAAGUGGUUUGCAACUACAGUUUGCCUUUUGUCUGUAGACAGCAAAGAGUAUUUUGCUUAAGUGACUGCACAUUAAAAAGCACAUAUAACUAAGCCUUUUGGAAGAACCCGCAAUAUUCAAGAGUAUGUUUAUGAUUGCUUUAUUUGUAUCAUAUAUUAUAGAUUGUUCACAAAUCAGUGCCAUAUGUCCUUUUUUUAAGAUGUGGAAAAGUAAAACAACCCUGAAUCGAGAGCAGAACAUUUAAAGUUAAUCCAAAAGAAAAAGGUAUGUGUGCUCGCUGACCUCAAUAUAGUAAGCACCUACUUCAUCAAGUAUGACAACUUGUGUCAGAUGCACAAGACAAGUCCUGUCAUGGUAAAAAAAAAAACACAAUACACAUAAAGUGGUGCUUCAGUGCCUGCAUAAUGCCAGAGAAACAACAAAAAAUAUACUAUCAAGGUUUUUUGACUUUGUAUGUUUUGCCACACAGGUCAAAAUGAAGAACCAGAAUGUUUUGUAGAAAGUACCGAGUGGUAGUUUUAUUUGCGAGGCAUUAAUUGGAAAGUACCUGAAUGUAAAAUAGCUUUUUAAAUGAAAUUCUUCUGAAGUAGUAACCCCCCCAUCCAUCCGGUACUCCAACAUUUAACCAAACAUUUGGAAUAAUUUGACCCACCUCAGCUUAAAUCCUCAAAGAAAUAUGUAAUUUUGUUGAUGCUGUUUGUAAAUACUACAUUACAAAGUGCUAACAUUGUGAACGUGAGCAGCAAAGAACUGUCAAGUGAUUGAUCAUGUUUUGUGUGCUGUCUGUCUGUCUGGGAGAUGUGAGGUGCAACGCAAGAAGAAUAUGAGACUAAGCAAAACAACUGAUUUUCCCAUGGCUGCUUUUCUGUCUACACCUUCCUUGCAAGAGUAUCAAGGAGGGUCUGUUUAGACUGCAGCUCUUUGCCUUCGCUCUCUCUGUGGGUGGUCUAUCCCUUUUUAGGAUUGUCAUUGUCUUUGAAAUGCAAGUUGCAAUAUUAAAUUCAUCUGAAAAUGA
This is a messenger RNA of Scomber scombrus (Atlantic mackerel), 4157 nucleotides long. It is a transcript of the gene ptprea, whose product is annotated as protein tyrosine phosphatase receptor type Ea. Gene Ontology annotation, biological process: protein dephosphorylation. Bases 372 to 2420 code for a protein of 682 amino acids. The record is from RefSeq and is a predicted model, not a curated record. The transcript is spliced from 21 exons. Lineage: Eukaryota; Metazoa; Chordata; Actinopteri; Scombriformes; Scombridae. Gene Ontology annotation, molecular function: protein tyrosine phosphatase activity.